Messenger RNA from Stereum hirsutum FP-91666 SS1, 1071 nucleotides. RefSeq lists its product as uncharacterized. The record is from RefSeq and is a predicted model, not a curated record. Gene Ontology annotation, biological process: protein phosphorylation. Gene Ontology annotation, molecular function: ATP binding; protein kinase activity. The coding region runs from base 1 to 1071 and encodes 356 amino acids. Lineage: Eukaryota; Fungi; Basidiomycota; Agaricomycetes; Russulales; Stereaceae. The transcript has 5 exons.
AUGCCUCAAUCCCUGGCAGACUGGAGAAGUCAGGCUCAGGCCCACACCCAAACAAAAUAUGAACCAUACGACCUCUGGCGUCCUCUCAUCCCCUUCUUCAAAAGUCACGGCCUCACCCUCUGGGAGACGGAUUCUCCUUAUCCUGGCUGGAACUACGCCUUGCUUCAACCCAAAGAUAUCGAAAGGGUGCCCGACGGUUUUUCGUACCUCACGGAAUACUACCCUGAUGGUUCCCCUCCAGGAAUACCAGACCGUUUUCCACACAUUAAUCCUAUCAUAUGUCCUGCACGGACAUCUGAUGGUCGAGAUGUCAUGAUACGACUCGUCUGCAUAAGCGGAGAUCCCAGUCCCUCCGGAGCCCGCCAUCUUUCCAUCUUACGUCAAAUUGCGAAAGGUCAUGUCGCCUGCAUAGGGAAUAACCAUAUCGUUCCUGUCCUUCAGGAAUUGACUGAUACAGAACGCGGACUCACGUUCGUUGUGCAGCCGAAGCUGUACUGGUUGGACACGUUGCCGGACUGGUAUAGUGCGCGUGAGGCUGCCGAUUUCGUCGUGCAGAUAUUCGAGGGCUUGGAGUUCUGCCACAAGCGUCUCAUUGCACAUCUCGAUAUAGGCUACGACAACCUUCUGGUCAACUUCCGCGGCGGUCCUAGAUAUCCACGGUCUGAUAAUCCUUCGGGACAACCGACCUCGACAUUUCGCUCCCAUUUCCCUAUUCGUUACUAUCUCAACGAUUUCGAAAUCGGGCUCUCAUUUGACGAAACCUCCGAUCCAUCGUCUAGGACGAUAAUGGGCUUCCCUCAUACCGUGUCGGGCGGAGGAGGCUCGUACGGGCGAGCUCCGGCCCCAGAGAUGCUGAAACAGGAUGUGCCUCAUUGUCCGUUCCGUCUUGAUGUUUGGCAGGUUGGCAUGAUGAUGAAGAAAAGUAGUCGGUUUGAGGAUAUAGGCGGGCUGCCAGAGUAUCAAGGCUUGUUUGACGAGAUGAUGGCUGAGGACCCGCUCGCUCGGCCUACGAUGAGUGAAGCCUUGCGUAGAGCGCGCGAGCUGAGAUUAACGCUCCCGCAGGUUGUUUAG